Molecule: messenger RNA, 306 nt
Organism: Microthlaspi erraticum
Lineage: Eukaryota; Viridiplantae; Streptophyta; Magnoliopsida; Brassicales; Brassicaceae
Source: the annotation of a GenBank genome assembly
AUGCAAUAUCUAUCCAAAACUCGUAGAAUCGCUCGGGCUUUGAAACCAUUUCCUCUCUUAGAGGCUGAUGUGAGAUUUGUUUCCCAUGCUUCUCAUGCUCUCGACUCUACCUCAUCGCCCAACAAUCGAUCUCCUCCCGCUUCUGUAUUUCCAGGGAUGGUUACUUGUAGUCAAUUGUACAAUCAAUCAGCUACGGUGGGGUCAAUGAUGUUGAGAUCAAACUUUUCCUCUGAAGCAAAGCAUGUUGAAAAUCCUACAGGUUUGCUAAAUUUCUCUGUGAUGCUUUCCUUUGGAAAUGGCUCUUGA